Molecule: messenger RNA, 1411 nt
Organism: Prunus dulcis (almond)
Lineage: Eukaryota; Viridiplantae; Streptophyta; Magnoliopsida; Rosales; Rosaceae
Product: cyclin-D3-2
Exons: 4
Coding region: 190-1305 (371 amino acids)
Biological process (GO): mitotic cell cycle phase transition; regulation of cyclin-dependent protein serine/threonine kinase activity
Cellular component (GO): cyclin-dependent protein kinase holoenzyme complex; cytoplasm; nucleus
Molecular function (GO): cyclin-dependent protein serine/threonine kinase regulator activity
Source: RefSeq, a predicted model, not a curated record
UAGGACAGGCGUGAAGGCUUCUCAGAUAAAACCCUUCGUCUGCUUGCUGCAAUUGGCGCUCUCUCUCUUAUAAGUCCAGAGAGAGAAACACAUUCAGAGAUGGAUAUGGGCAUGAGCUUAAGUUUUUCUCUUUUCCUUGUGCUUAUUGUAUAAUGAGCAAAGCUUUUAUUUUCUUCUUCUCAGAAGAAGAUGGCUCUGCAAGAAGAACCCCAAGAGCUACAGAACCCUCCAAUGGCUUUUGACGCUUUGUUUUGUGAAGAAGGUCUUGAGGAAGAUUUGGGAGACAAUGGUAUUGAGGAAGAGAGUGAGGGUUGUGUUGGGAAUAUGGAAAAGCAGUCAACUUUCCCUCUGGUUUUGCUAGAAAAUGACUUUUUUUGGGAAGAUGAUGAACUUGCCUCUCUAAUCUCCAAAGAGGAACAGACCCAUGUGUGUUUCAGUGGUUCAAUCUCAGAUGAGCCUUUAAUGGCGGCUAGGAAAGAGGCAGUGGAGUGGAUUUUGAGUGUUAAGGCACACUAUGGGUUCUCUUCUUUGACUACUGUUUUAGCUGUGAACUACUUUGAUAGGUUCAUUGCCAGCCUACGGUUUCAGAGGGACAAGCCUUGGAUGAGUCAGCUCGCUGCCGUCGCUUGUGUGUCUUUGGCUGCCAAAGUGGAAGAGAUCCAUGUGCCCCUUCUCUUAGAUUUGCAAGUGGAGUCGUCAAAGUAUGUAUUUGAAGCAAAGACCAUUCAAAGAAUGGAGCUUUUGGUGCUAUCAACUCUUGGGUGGAGGAUGAAUCCGGUAACUCCAAAUUCAUUCUUUGAUCAUAUUAUCAGGAGGUUUGGUUUGAAGAUCCACUUACAUUGGGAGUUUCUGUGGAGAUGUGAGCGCCUCCUUCUAUCUGUCAUUGCUGAUUCCAGAUUUAUGUGCUUCAUGCCUUCCAUAUUAGCUACUGCAACAAUGCUUCAUGUUAUUGAUGAGAUUGAGGCAUUUAAUCCUGUGGAAUACCAGAGUCAGCUUAUGAAUGUACUUAAAGUCAGUAAGGACAGAGUCAAUGAGUGCUACAAGCUCAUCCUGGAACUAUCAGGCAGCUAUGGCAACAUCCACAACCAGAGCCACAAACGAAAGCAUUUAUCAGUACCCGGCAGCCCUAAUGGAGUUAUUGAUGCAUCUUUCAGCUGUGAUACAUCAAACGAUUCGUGGGCUGCAGCAUCACCGGUCUCAUCCUCACCAGAUCCUCGAUUUAAAAGGAGCAAACUGCAGGACCAGCAGAUGCGGUUGCCUUCUCUAAAUCGUGUGUCUGUGGAUGUGCUUAGCAGUCCUCAUUAAUCUCUUCUUGUCUAUUGUCUACUAUUAAACAUGGUAGAAUAUACAAUCCCUCUUUUGCAUAUUAUAUUAUUGGCGUUAUCUAUCUUAAGGUGCAAUUAGUAUGUUC